Molecule: messenger RNA, 4948 nt
Organism: Bombyx mandarina (wild silkworm)
Lineage: Eukaryota; Metazoa; Arthropoda; Insecta; Lepidoptera; Bombycidae
Cellular component (GO): plasma membrane
Source: RefSeq, a predicted model, not a curated record
AAUGCAAGAUCAAGAGCAUUCGAAGCUGUUGGGAGCCACUAAUUUCCUUGUACGUUGUCCCCGGGACGUUUCCAUUGAAUGCGACGUGUGCGCGAGGCCCGUCAAAGUGGGCGACCCGGCGAAAGUACCACCUUGUACUUCUAAGCCCGGCCUUGGCUGUUGUUUGCUCCGAAAGAAACCUAUUGAAGUGUCACUCGGAGAUAUAUUAGACGAAUGAAACGUUCUUUACGCCAGCGUUGAAUGUGUGACACGAGAAAAUGAAUUAAGUUUUACGUCGAGCCUUGUUUGAAAAAUUGUGGAUCUUAAAUGACGACCGUUAUGUAUUUAAUGUUUUGAACUCACGAUCAGCCAACGGUUCUAAUGAGGCGCGCCUGCGAGGUGGCAGCGGGAGUCCGUGGGCGUCGUAAGCCCUUCGUAGAAACUUCUUAUCGAGCUGAUCCCUACGACGAGGUUCAUCGUUACCAUUCUGAGGAUGAACAGGCAACACAGUCACCCAAUGGAAAAAGAAAAAUUUUGCGAAUCAAAAAUUUCGACAGUAUAGUUUCUCAGUGAUAAAAGUUAGUGAACAUGUUCUAUUUGUGCCCCAUGUGUAGUUCUGUGUUUUCGUACGAGUGUCAGUGAGGUAUAGUGGCAAAUGCGAAGACGGCGUGGCUGGGCGGCGGCGCGAGCCCCACGGUGAGUGCCCGCGCGCACCAUGCGCCGCCCGCUGGCGCUGCUGCUAGUCGCCGCUGCUAGCGUCGCUGUUUCCGCGCAAAUCGCUUGGACGCCAAUUUUUCUUGACGGCAGCAGUCAAGUGGAUCUCUGGACGCAGUCGUCAAGCGGAUGCGCUUGUCCAGGCGAGGGCGGCGAAGAGUGCGCGUGUUGCGUGCGUGACGGCGCGUGUCCGUGCGGCGACAUCGCGCCCGCCCGCUGCUCGCAGUGCGGACUCGAACAAUACUGUGCUAAUAGUAAGAUAAUUAUUGUGCUUAAAAAGCCAUGCUUAACUCCUAAAAAGGCGUUCAGCAUCAGUCCCAUAUUUUCAGUGAAGAAAGAAGAGCGAAAAGAGAAGGACCAUUUCGUCUUUCCUGUCCUUAUUAUUGAGUAUCUGUGCAACAUUCCCCGAGUCAUUUGGCGUCAACAAGGCUGGAAGUCCUCAAUAGAGGAAAACGACACUUCACGUCUGGACAAAAGCUUUUGCUUCGGAAUGCACCAGUUCGGUGUCCCUUGGGGAACUGCAGGCUUUGGUACGGCAUUAGCCGCAACCACUGUUUGCAUUCGUUAUUCGUUUAAUUUACUUGGUUGCGACCAUAAUAAGCUACAAUCAGAAUCCGCAUUUUGUGUAGGCGGAUGGAUCCAAUUGAGUAGUGCAAGUGCAGUUCGGACUGAUAGUGUGGCUGAAACUCGGCUAUGUGGGGCGAACGAGCGUUACACUCCGCCUGUUGUACUCUUCGCAGACCAUGGCGCAGCUCUGCUUGAGUUCAGAAUAAUAGAAAAAACUGUGAGGUCUCAAUUCCUGGCAUUCUUCAGCUUCACCUCGCUGAGCAAUACUCAAGGGGUGGGUUUUCACCCCAGUGGAGGCUCCCGGAUACCGCACACAGGAGAAAACUCGGAAAAUGUAAGACAAACAUCAAUUUGUCAAAGCUACUCGUACGCCCCUAUGUUGAUGGCCAUUUGCAAAAACUUCUCAAAUGCCCACAACGACUGCAUGAAUCACUGUACAUGGGAUUAUCUGACGUUAAGGGCUGGGAGCUCGCCGUCAGCACCGCUACUUGCCUCGCUUUGUUCAGAAAGAAUGGCGACAUUGGAACAUCCCGGACCCAAUUUACUAUUAGAGUUCAAGUCUGGUCCUUUGGUGCCUCCUUACGAUUAUAACGGGUUCAUAGCUAAAUUAGAGUUUAUUGAGCGACUGGACAGCAGUGGAGCGCCGCCUACUGUGUUACCAGCUUCCCCCCCACUAGCCGCCCUUACACAUCUUUUAGAUAAUGGUGAUGCAGCGUUGGACGCGUUGGGUUCGAAUGAAGUGUUCGCAAACAGCGGAGGUCGUAUAGGUUGCGGCGCUAUUGUCCGAGGGUACGGCCCGGGCGGCCUUCGCUCGGGUCAUUUCGACACGCGAGCCACGACCUGGCGUACGCAGUGUACAGUACAUCUCAUCGGAGCUGCCACCGAUGUUGUACAAGUCUCUUUGUUUAAUUAUAACUUAAGGUUACAAGGCUGUAGGUCUCAUAUAGAAAUUUUAGAAGGUCUCCACGAAUUUAGUUCGAGAGAAAGAGACAGGUCUGAGAAAGGAGAUCGUGCUCUGCUCAAGGUGUGCGGGCCCGCCGCUCGAGAAGCCAGGGAUCCGUCUGGAAGGUUCUUGAUACGUCAAGCUGUGACUUCGAAAGGUGCUAAUUUGACGAUAAUGGUGCGAAGAGCAUUGUCACAGAACGCAGAGGAGGAGGAGUUUGUUGAUGGUGCAUUCGCGUUUCAUGACGAACAACACGAAGGGACUGCCUCGCCGGACGCAACGUGCGCGUCCACGCAUUACGGUCUCGCUGCACCGGCCCACGGAGGAGUCUCCGCACCCUCGCAUCAUCAUAUAUUCUGGAAUAUAGAAGAGAGACUGCUGUGUACACAUCGGUUUAUACCGGCCUCAAAUCAAAGUGUUACUGUGGAGAUCCAGCGGUUAGACCGCAUGUGGAGCGCAGAACCCACGGGGACCACUGGCGCUUCUGGAUGCAGGACGGCCUGUGGCGACGCUGGGUGUGAAUGCAGAGCACAAACCCCGCUACAUUAUCACGAUCACGUGGCGCUAGUGGCUGGAGACGGAACCCACCUCUCCUGUCUGUGCGGCGAUUUUCAGGCUGCUUGGUUGCCUGUCGUCGUCCGUAGUUGGACCAGCGUCCGCCUGGAGUACUCCGUGGCCCACUACACGUAUGCGAGUAGGGGAUUCGAUUAUGCCGCUGCAUAUAGUUUCAACGAUGAUGCCAUGUGCGGGCAGAGAACAUUUACAACACAUUCAGGUGAGAUUUCAUCGAAGAACGUGUCCGUCACGGGAAGCUUAAACGAGUUUUUCUAUCAGCAGUGCACUUGGGUGCUUGACUCGAACGUCGAGAGACAGCUUUUCAUAGAUAUAACAUCGGAACAGGAUAAGUCGUGUGGUUCAUGGAAUAUCACCCUUCACGAGUGGUCUGGAGCAGGAGCGCACAGCGACGCAGGUCUCUCGGGAGCGGCGGGAGACCUCCUCUAUACGUUCUGUGCAAGACACAAGAACCACACAUAUACGUUGCCUUGGAGACUGAACACCCUUGUUAUAAGGUUGGUAGCACUGUCGCGGCAACAACCAUUGUACACGAUAAGGUGGCGUUCACAAGUCGUAAGAGCGAACAAUCGCUUGGGACCCCCGACACCCGUUCCCGCAGCCUCGGCCGCGGGCAAUGGGCUCACUAUCUCGUACAUCUUGUAUUGCGUCUUAUAUUGCAUACUACAGUACGCUUUAUAAUUUUGGUUAUUAACGAACUAGGAAUUGUAAACGAACUAAAAAACGUAAUGGAGUGUUCCGUGAUUAGAUUUAAACGUCAACAAACAUUUUGUAAUACAUUUUAUACAUAGGCAAUUAAUUGAGAUAUAUUGUAUUGACCACAGCAUUUUUAAUAUUUGAACACUGUGAUUUAUGUCACUUUAUUUUUUUGCAAUUCAAUCUCUUUAAGGAGUAUGCAAAUAAUUGAGAAACACUUGCGUUCAUUUCAACUUUCUGAUAUGUUUUUUAUGGCUUAUUUAAAAUCAUUAAAACGAUUCUACGACAAAUCGUGCUGUUAUUAUAAGCAAGAAAACAAGUUAAAAUGCUUAAUGAAAUUAUUUUCUUUAUAUCUAUAUAACUAAUAGGUGUUUAUGUUGUGUAAUGAUUUGCAUUGUAGUUAGUAAUGAAUUUAGCAUUAAAUGGAUUAUGUAUUGUCAAUUACGUAACUAACAUUUGUUGUUUUAAAACGUAAUAAUGUGCGGAACAACUAUAUAGGGAAGGGAUAAGAAAAAGCUAUUUUGGCGGUCGUAUACGCUUUUUCACGCCAAAGGCUUUUUAUUUAAGAUGUUAUUUUUGUUGUCGAUUUUCUUGGUAAUUUACUACGAAGUUACAAUCUGUUUGAGUUGGUUUGGGUUUAUGCUGGUAAUUUAUUAUGAUUUUUUGAUGGACUUUCAUAAAAAAGUAUGCACAACAAAAAUCGCAGAUCGUUUUCAUUAUAACUUUAUUCACGGAAAGUUUUUAAGAAUAUUCAUAUUUUAACUAUUACAAACAGCACGAAUACUUGGUGGCUAGGUUUUAAUCGUUAGAGUGAUUUAUCGUGAUCUCUUAAAUCGAAACUUUGUUGAAAAAUUGAUGUCCAAUUUUCUAUUAAAUUAAGUUAUUCGCCCAGGAUUUAAAAGAUUAAAGUAUUGGCCAAUCAUUUAUGCAUGAAGUCGUAGUCUUCGUUACAUUGCUUGUUCAAGCUCCGAGCCCUCAAACUGGACGCGGAAUCUCGGUUACUAGUAUACUAAUACUAUAACAGUGACCGAGUAAUACUUAGUAAUACUAGGUACUAGUAUUCUCAAAGAUUUAAAUUGUUAGGAUCGUGGUACACAUAUUUAAGUCGUCAAAUUUGAACAACGUUUCAGGAAUGAUAACAGGCGAUAAGUAAUUAAGAAUUAGUUACGCUGCUUGAGUAUGAUAGAUAGGCUUUAUGGUGUUUUUUAUACAUUGCUGACUUAGUUACCUGCAAUAGUGAAUCUAAAUAGUGCUUUGACAUAAAAAUGCAUACAUCGUUUACUAAUAUCAGUAAAAUUAGUUAGAUGUAAAUAGUCUGAAUUGACAGAUUUUAUAAUAAUUUUGUUUUGUUUCAAUCUAUUUGUUUGGAAUCUGUCAGUUCGUAAUUUUAGAUUUAUUACAUAAGGAUGGCUAAUUAACUUUACUUAAGUAGAAUAUUAUAAAAUAAUGUUUGUUACACCGAAAUAGAUAAAUCAA